AUGGCGGGACACGCGGGCCCCCAGCUUCAACCCUCUAUCAUCCCAGUUCUCUACAACAGGGCUUUCCUCGAAAAACACAAUAUCGACAUUACCGACUACGGCAAGCAUUUCUGCACCGAAAAUAGCAAGCAGGGAAAAGUCAUAACCCGUCGCGAUAUCGAAUGGUAUUGGGAGGGAAAUAUUCGCGCCGAAUUUGACACGGUGGACCCAUCCCACAAUCGACUUAUCAGCCAGACAAAAUGCCCCAAGUUCGAACUUUACUGGUUAGGAAAGACAGCGGUGGCGGCCCUUCAAGCCAAGAAGCUCCUUCACGAGCAGGAGGGACUCUGGCUUCUCAAGCCUAAGAGAAAAGAGAUCAAGCACUUCAAAAGCGCCCUAAUCCUGGGGAAUGACACUGAGAGGUGGAUCGUCCCAGAUGUGUCCCUGAUGGCCAUCGGUGACAUCUGCUUCACCACAUUCGCGCACAAUGUUCGGGCAGCCAAUGUUGGCGACAAUCUGAGUGACUCCAUGUUGUUCCGGCUGUGGGGUACCUUAGUCAAGAAGGCGUAUGACUUCGUGCCCAAAGAGGUACAGAUUCAAAAGCUCAAAGAGGCCUUUUCUAUGCACCCUCCCACAACCGAAGCGGGUUUCGACGAGUUCUUUGAGACGUCGUCGAAGAAGCGCAAGACAGUACCCAGCUCAAGGGAUGACAAUUUCGGCGAUGAUUACUCAGUGGGCACCCAGAAAAGGCGACGUGUCAGCUUAGGAGAAGUCCAUAUCCGCAGAUUCGACAAGGAGUCCACAUUGGACCCCACCCUAAAGCCCAUUUUAAAACACACCUACAAAACUUCUCUACGCGCCACCGCGGGUCCGAGUGCCAGUGCAUCGCUCGGGUCCUCGACCAAAGAUGACGGUGGUGAGAGCGGAGAGAAGAGGGUUGAUCCGACGCAAAAGAAAAUCCAGGCAUUAGAAAAGAAGCUUGCGGAGCUAGAGGUGGCCAAGGAUGAAGCUGAGCACAGAUUUCAGUCCGAGAGGGGUAUGAGGAGAGGGGCGGAGACAAAAAUUGCAUGGCUAGAAAAAGAUCUCCAUCAGUCAGAGGAUCUUGUUGCCCAGCUUCGAAAGCGGUCUACAGAGAGUGUGUGA
Molecule: messenger RNA, 1122 nt
Organism: Letharia columbiana
Lineage: Eukaryota; Fungi; Ascomycota; Lecanoromycetes; Lecanorales; Parmeliaceae
Exons: 3
Coding region: 1-1122 (373 amino acids)
Source: RefSeq, a predicted model, not a curated record